GUGUGAAUAGAAACCCCAUCAAAGCCCCACCUGCUCUGUUCACACGUCGCACUUGGAAAGUAAGUGGUGACUAGCGAAUGAGGACUGGUAAGUUACGAAUGGUGAGUUUGAGUGCUUGUAAAGGAGCGCGUUACCAGUGUCGUGACUCGUGCGUCGUCUCCGCUCUUGAUCUGCGCUCUGUUUCGGAAAACCUGAGAGAGUAUCGUUGUGCGGAGGAGGAGGAGGAGGAGUGAGUAGUUUGGGUUUGAUUGGAAGGGAUUGUGUAAUAGUUUCGCACAAUCAGGUGGGGGAGGAAUUGAGAGGUUUUGGGGAGGAAUGGCAACACAAACGGGAGGAGGGGAUUUGCAGACGACGAAGGUGGAGGAGUUGCAACUGAGUCACUCGGGGCCGGAGUCCCUGGGGAAGGCCAUCGAGCUGUUGACGGAGUUCGGGUUGCCGGAUGGGUUGUUGCCGAUGCAGGACGUAGUGGAGUGCGGGUACAACAAACAGACGGGGUACGUGUGGGUGACGCAGAAGAAGCCUAUAGUGCAUACGUUCAAGCAAAUCUCGAAGCAGGUGAGUUACAGCGACAAGAUCACGGCGUAUUUGGAGAAAGGGAGGCUGCGGAAGCUCACGGGCGUGAAGGCCAAGGAGCUUCUUUGGGUGUCCAUUGUGGACAUCGCUGUGGACGAAAACGAUGAGGAGAAAAUCUUCUUCAAGAGUUUCACCGGCAUUGGGAAGACGUUCCCCGUAAAAGCCUUCGCCCGGGGAGCGUGAGCUUGUCUUGACCCUCGCCGGCGCCUAGAUUCUUCCAAGAACCAGUUAGUCGUAAUUCAAGCCCCUGCCUCAGCGGCCCAUUAAAUCUCCUCUCCCCAAUGUUCAUAUCCACUCCGCGGGCCAUUUGACUCUCCAACCAGCGCAUCAUCUACGCCGCCCUCUCUAUGCAGAUAGCCUUGGACAUGCGAUUCGUCUCAUGUUUGUGCUAGUCCGUUUUUUUGUUGUAAAUUGCUUUACCGUAGCGCCUGAUUCUCGCACAAGGUCAGUUCAUCUGUGAAAGCACUGUCCGCUACGGCAAUGCCCAGUGGGGACAUGAUUCUUGAUGAACGUUUCCCUCAUUCAUAAUUUAUACGAAGGAAAAGCUACAUGAAUGUGUUUGUAGCUUACUCGUGUUCCAAACGCCAUGCUUCCUCUCGUGAUCGUUCCGCCUCUUCUUCCAAAAUGUUCAUCGAUUGUAUCUGUCUCUACGUCGAGAUUAUUGCCAGGGGAGGUGUUGUUGAGUAAUCCUAAUCAUGCGAACCCAUUCACGUCCUGUGACAAUUUCUGUCCCCCGUGACAUGAUUGUAGCCGCUGACCCGUGCGAUGAGUCAGUUGCAGCACUGCAAUCGCGUGGUGCGACGAGUCGUUGAAGAGGUCGGUGCUGUCUCGCACGCCGCAAAUGAACGUUGAUGCCGUUCAUGCAAAGCUUCGGUCAUUGAUUUUCUGGGCGAUGUUUCCCACGCAUACAUGUCGACGCGGCGAACUUCUUCGUUGCGCCAGACUCAAGGUUCGAGGUUGAGCUUUCAUGGGGAUAUUAGAGUAUUUUUCUUAUUAUUUUCUUCUUCUACUUCAAUGAAUGGAGGUUUCAAAGUACUCUUUGCAGCAUAGAUGUCUACAAGUGUUGGUUGUGAAAGUACUGUUUGUGGUGUUUUUGUCUGCACCUCAAUCGCUCUCCAGCCCUAUUUUUUUUUAAUAAUUUAUGGUGAUUCUUGCA
Molecule: messenger RNA, 1729 nt
Organism: Physcomitrium patens
Lineage: Eukaryota; Viridiplantae; Streptophyta; Bryopsida; Funariales; Funariaceae
Source: RefSeq, a predicted model, not a curated record